Poeciliopsis prolifica (blackstripe livebearer) is the source of this 2570-nucleotide messenger RNA. It is a transcript of the gene tmprss7, whose product is annotated as transmembrane serine protease 7. Gene Ontology annotation, biological process: proteolysis. Bases 1 to 2517 code for a protein of 838 amino acids. The transcript has 18 exons. NCBI's taxonomy places the organism in Eukaryota, Metazoa, Chordata, Actinopteri, Cyprinodontiformes, Poeciliidae. The record is from RefSeq and is a predicted model, not a curated record. Gene Ontology annotation, molecular function: serine-type endopeptidase activity; protein binding.
AUGGGCACGAAGUGGAAGGAGACGGAGCAGACAAAAGAGAACGACGGUGACAGAUCACACCAGGACUCAGCGAGUAUUGCUGAUGUGUCCGUGGAAUUGGCCACCGUGGACCACACCCUCCGGAAGCUGCGCAGGAUGUACAGAAAAACGAGGCGGAAGCCCAAAGGACUCAAGAGGCUGUGGGCCUACCUGCUGAACGUGCCUCACAUCACAACCAUCACCGCGGCUGUGCUGUUUGUGGUGGUGGUGAUCAUCUGGUCGCUGCUCUGGGUCUUUAUCUUCCGCAGGGAAAGCUACAGCGGAGCGUAUUUUGCCGGGAUGUUCCGUGUUGCCAACGUGGAGUUCAUCCCAGAGUACCGCCAGGCGGAGUCCCAUGAGUUUCUCUCUAUGGCAACCAAAAUUCAACAUGUGGUGAGCUCUGUGUACAGGACGUCCUCAGUGGCCAGACUCUACAAGCAAGCGGUCAUUUCAGACCUCAGUAACAACAACAAGGGCGGAGUGUUGGUGCAUUUCUGGAUGGUGUUCAUCGUCCCCCAGAUGAAGACCGUAGCGAUGCGGGAAGAUUUCAUAGAGGCCAUUCUCAGAGACUCAAUCAACACCAGCCUGAAGAACCGGUCUUCUGUGGGCUUCCUGCACGAACUUCCAGUUGACAUGGACUCCAUCCUCAUCAACGGAGUUCAGCGUUCAGACUACUCAUCAAACACAGCAGACUCGCAGUGCGUUGAUAAGCUGUACGCCAACCUCCCCGGAGCCAGCGUCCCGCUAAACGUCUACUCUUCGUGGGGAGGUGUGAGCUGCCACGUGAAGCUGACUGCAGUGCCCGGCUCUCUGAUCCGCCUGACCGUCACCUCUUUCCUCAUUGAACCCACUGACUGUGUGAACGACGCCCUGACUGUGUACGAUGCUCUGCUGCCCAUGAGAGGGCGCAUUCUGCACAGGCUGUGUGAGCCGGUGUCCAGCUUCUUCUCCAUCAUCUCUACCUCCAACGUCAUGCUGCUGUCCUUCAGGAUGACCAGUGGCAACAAGAGCUUUAAAGGACACUUUGAAGCCAUUGCUGAGGAAAUCUGUAUGUCUCAAAUUGAGACCAAGUUGGAGCCUGAUAUCAGUGGUCGACUCUACAGCCCAUUCUACCCGAGCCUGCUGCCUCCACAGUGUUCCUGUAGCUGGAGGUUUAAGACUCCAAAUUCUAAGUUAGGCGUAGCUCUGCAUUUCGAGAACUACGCGUUGAAACCUACGGACAUAAAAGGCUGCGAUAGUGGCUGGUGGAGGGUCAACGAAGUCAUAUUCUGCGGCAUGUACGUAGGACACCACACCGUGUUCCGGAUCCCCGACCACAGUCCACAGGUUGAGUUUCGCUGCAGCUCUCCUAACUCUGUUCAACCUUUCCAGGCUUCAUACCACAGUUACAACAUCAGCCAGCCAUGUCAAGAGGGCCAGUUUUUGUGCACAACUGGACUCUGCGUGGAGAAAAGUCGACUUUGCGACGGCCUGGAUGACUGCCAGGAUGAGAGCGAUGAGGUCUUCUGCUCAAGACCCACAGUAACCUGCAGCACUAAAAGCCCUCCACAUCCUUUGUUUGUGUGUAAUGGAGAGAUGGACUGCUCUGAUGGAAUCGAUGAGAUAAACUGCACACAGGAAACUAGCUGCUCGGCGAUCAGAUACCAGUGCAGGAGCGGAUCCUGCAUCCUGAAGAAAAAUGCAAAGUGUGACAACGUCGCCGACUGUCGGGACAACAGCGACGAGGAUGACUGUGCCUGUGGUCUCCCCUCCCCGCUGAGGAAGGUGGGCUCUACGACAGGCCUUGACCGGAUUGUGGGCGGGGUUAACUCACACGAGGGGGAGUGGCCUUGGCAGGUCAGCCUUCACUUUGCAGGCAGUUUGUACUGUGGCGCUUCUGUCCUCUCCUCUGAUUGGCUCGUCUCAGCUGCCCACUGCUUCAGAAAAGAAAGCCUGUCUGACCCUCGCUCCUGGAGUGCCCACCUCGGCAUGCUGACGCAGGGCAGUGCCAAACAUGUUGCAGAGAUCCAGAGGAUCGUGGUGCAUGAGUACUACAAUGCAUACACUUUUGACUAUGACAUCGCCCUUCUGCAGCUGAAGAAGCCCUGGCCUCCAUCCCUCUGGCCGCUGGUCCAGCCUGUGUGCCUGCCCCCCUCGUCCCACACCGUCACAGACACACACCGCUGCUUGGUGACCGGGUGGGGAUACCGAUCUGAGGAAGAUAAGGUGCUGCCCUCUGUGCUCCAAAAGGCUGAAGUGUCCGUAAUGAGUCAGACUGAGUGCAAAAAGAGCUACGGUCCAAUCACCCCACGAAUGCUGUGUGCCGGCCUCCCCUCCGGAGAGAGGGACGCCUGCAGGGGGGAUUCAGGAGGUCCUUUGUCCUGCCAGGCCUCAGAUGGGGGUCGCUGGUUCCUCAUAGGGAUUGUGAGCUGGGGGUCCGGCUGCGGCAGACCAAACCUGCCUGGGGUCUACACCAGGGUCACCAAGUUCACCUCCUGGAUCUACAGCCACAUCAGCUGACACGAUCAAACCCAUGUAUCCUGCUCAUUCAUUAAUAAAACACAUAUAACACA